Molecule: messenger RNA, 1340 nt
Organism: Paramacrobiotus metropolitanus
Lineage: Eukaryota; Metazoa; Tardigrada; Eutardigrada; Parachela; Macrobiotidae
Exons: 4
Coding region: 344-1087 (247 amino acids)
Source: RefSeq, a predicted model, not a curated record
GUUAAACAUAAGUAAUCAUUAACAGCUCUGUCUGUCACGCGGCAUAAUCGAGAAGUGUUGCAGCAAAUAACAGCUUACACAUUUUUUUGCAGUUAAUCACAACUGCGCCAUUAUAGAUGUCUUGCAGCUUUUACAAGUCAAACAGCAAUACACUUCCAGACUUCUUUAUGCUCAGACUGGUUGGGAUAUUACAGCAGAGAUUCCUCAAGUUCAAAGCAUAAAAAUAGCACAGCGCCAGAGAACGCGAUUGCAGGAUAGCCGCACUAUUUUCUUCCACUCUUUACAGUCCAUAUCCCGCUCUGUUAGUGUUUUUUUUGCAAGCUUGCUUACCGACGGGAUAAAGAUGCAGUUUUCCGGACUGACGCUGCAGUAUCCGCAUCAUUGCGUGAUCAGCGUUUUCCUGACAUUGGUUAUCUUUCUGAGUUUCCAGACUGCUGCAAAUGCCCAGAUUAACUGCUACGUAUGCCAUUCCAUAAACGGUUCAGAUCCGCAGUGUGAAAAUCCCAGUAGAAUCGGAUCCAACACUUCCGUUCUAAUCCAGAACAACUGCCGGACAGCGUUGGGGGCAACUGGUCCGAACUCACCCAGGCCCGCGCUUGCUUGUGUAACAGCUUUGGGCGAAUUCAAGGACAAAACAUCGAAGAAGAUUGUGAUAGCAGUAUCCAGAUACUGUACAGCUAUGUUACCACCUGUGUUGAUGGGCAAACCUUUGCCGGACGUCCAUUAUCAAUGCGCAGAAACCGAUUCCGAUGAUAUCUUACCUGGACCACGGCGCACCUUAAAUGGAUGCAUAGACAUCUGCUUUCAUAACACCUGCAACUCGGCGUCCAUUUACCGCUUAGCGCCAGUAAUGCGCAAGAAGUACGAGGACUACAUUGCGCAAGCUACAGCAUCCGAUCCCAGCAAGAAAAGCAAGCUCAAAUUCCCCGAUGUCUUCGCUGUUGUCGAAGCGCAGCGGCUAAACGAAGAAGAACGUUCAGGUCCGGGAACGGGCAAUAAAUCCGCUGGCAUUCGACAUUCGGGUACGGCUGGAUGUGUUGUAGCUGCCUGGAGUGUCUUGCGAAUGUUAUCCUUGUACCUGAAAUAAACCAAAAUUUAAUAGCAUCGUACCUGUAUGUUGUGCUAUCAGCUGCAACACAACGCAUAAAUUGCUGAUAAUAAUAAAUAUCAUUAUGAACGAUGUCGAUUAUUCUUGGAUAGUCUUGUUCCUGUAUAUGUCUGAAUAAUUUCAAUCUCAGUUUUGGUUCUUCUGAAAGUUUUUAAACAUUUGUAGAAGAAGCAUGCUGUGGUCACCUUUGACGAGUUGUUUAUAUAAGAACAAUAAAUAUGAAUGUGCGAUA